CAAAAUACCAUCUUUUAAUGAGAUUUAGUUAUCUUUUUGGUUCAAGGCAAACUGAAAUGGUCGAUUUUUUUGUUGGGUAUCUGGAAAUGGUUGGAAUAAGGUUUGUUACUGUUAUGCAUGAUGCGUGAUUGAGAUUUAGUGGGUCCCUGGUCCUAUUGGUGCCGCCCCCUUCAAUCAUGCUUUGUUAGGCUCUCAUGGAAGUGAAAAGUGGACUGAAAGUUAAAUGUCGACACGUCUCCUUUCCUUCCAUUUGGUGUCUCUCCUGUCUCAAAUUUGGGUGGAAUGGAAAUGCCAUGCCUACCUCCUGAGGAAAUGGAUACGACUAGAUCAACGCAAUCUGAGGAAUCAGCUUUGGACCGAGAACACAGUUUCUUCAGCCACCACCGCACACACUCUUCCUCUCCUCCUCUUCAGCCUUUCACAUCGGGUGGCCAAUACACUGAGGGCAAUGCAGCUUACUUCUCAUGGCCAAUGUCUUGGCGCCUAAAUGGGGCGGCUGAAGAAAGGGCUAACUAUUUUGCUAACCUUCACAAGGGGGUCAUUCCCCAAAGUAUUGAUCGCUUGCCAAAUGGCCAACAAGCCAUGACAUUGCUCGAGUUAAUGACAAUACGGGCAUUCCAUAGCAAGUUCUUGCGUCGAUGCAGCCUUGGAACUGCAGUGGGGUUUCGAAUAAAAGGUGGAGUUUUGACAGAUAUACCUGCCAUUCUUGUGUUUGUUGCUCGGAAGGUGCAUAAACAAUGGUUGGACAGAAGCCAAUGCUUACCCUCUGUUCUUGAGGGGCCUGGAGGUGUGUGGUGUGACGUGGAUGUUGUGGAGUUCUCAUACUUUGGAGAACAAACAACUGCCCCUAAAGAGCAAUUAUACUCUGAGCUUGUCGAUGGCCUACGAGGAAGUGACCCUUGUAUAGGUUCGGGCUCUCAGGUUGCAGGUCAAGAAACUUUUGGAACUCUGGGUGCUAUUGUCAAGAGCCGAACUGGGUCCCGCCAGGUUGGGUUCCUCACAAAUCGUCAUGUUGCCGUUGAUCUUGAUUUCCCAAACCAGAAAAUGUUUCAUCCUUUGCCCCUCAACUUAGGACCUGGAGUUUACUUGGGUGCUGUGGAAAGGGCGACAUCUUUCAUAACAGAUGAUGUUUGGUAUGGGAUUUUUGCAGCUACAAAUCCAGAGACUUUUGUUAGGGCAGAUGGGGCAUUCAUUCCCUUUGCUGAAGACUUUGACAUGUCAAAGGUCACCACAUUGGUGAAAGGAGUUGGAAGAAUUGGAAAUGUCAUAACCCUAGACCUCCAGUCUCCCAUUGGCACCCUGAUUGGCAAGAGGGUGUUGAAGGUUGGUAGAAGCUCUGGUUUAACAACAGGGAACAUAAUGGCAUAUGCUCUUGAAUAUAAUGAUGAGAAGGGGAUUUGUUUUCUCACCGAUUUCCUAGUUGUGGGUGACACUGCACUAGGGUUUGACUUAGAAGGAGAUAGUGGGAGCUUGAUACUCUUGGCAGGCGAGAAUGAAGACCAAAAGCCAAGGCCUAUUGGAAUUAUAUGGGGAGGGACUGCAAAUAGAGGAAGGUUGAAGCUUAGAAAGGGAUCAGGUCCGGAGAAUUGGACAAGUGGGGUUGAUCUUGGGCGGCUUCUAGACCUUCUUGAACUUGACGUCAUUAUCACUGGUCAAGGACUACAAGAUGCCAUCGAAGAGCAAAGGCGCAUGUCAACCGCAGAUCCAACAGCAGGUGAGGCAGAGUCCACACCGCAACCGCGCACCAUGUCUACUGUCCAAGAGAAUGUAGAGCAAAUCAACAUGGAAGGAAACACGAGCUCUCACAUGCAAAACACACAGGAGCAAUCUACUGAUGUUGAGCAUCAAUUAAUCAAGAACUUUGGCACCUUGUCGCCUCGAAGGCUACCUGAAAAUUGUGAGGGAGAAGAGGUCUUUACAGGCCUGAGAUUGGGUGGUCGAGAGCCGAAAAGAUUACGCUCUGAUCAGUGAUGCCACAUGAGAGAUCAAAUGAACCUCUCGUCAAUGGCCAUCAUGGAUUGUAUGUAUGUAAAAGAUACGUGUCCUUUCUCAGUUUUGGUUGAUAUUUAUGGUGUAGUAUGGUUCUUUUCGAAACAUGAGGUGGCUUCCUUAUCUAUCUUUCAUGUAUUCGGAUACAAUUAAGGGCAGGGAUAUAUAGCAUUCAACUAGAUUGGGAUCUUUAUCUCUAGAAAAAGGUUUUAAUGUAGCAUAUCCCAUCGAGAGUGCCUAUCAAAGUGCGAGUUUAAGGUGACCUACGUCUGUAUUCAUUUACAAUCCUCUCU
Messenger RNA from Amborella trichopoda, 2282 nucleotides. Its product is annotated as protein NARROW LEAF 1. Lineage: Eukaryota; Viridiplantae; Streptophyta; Magnoliopsida; Amborellales; Amborellaceae. The record is from RefSeq and is a predicted model, not a curated record.